This is a messenger RNA of Macadamia integrifolia, 961 nucleotides long. Its product is annotated as NAD(P)H-quinone oxidoreductase subunit U, chloroplastic. The transcript has 5 exons. NCBI's taxonomy places the organism in Eukaryota, Viridiplantae, Streptophyta, Magnoliopsida, Proteales, Proteaceae. The record is from RefSeq and is a predicted model, not a curated record. Bases 163 to 870 code for a protein of 235 amino acids. Gene Ontology annotation, cellular component: chloroplast thylakoid membrane; NAD(P)H dehydrogenase complex (plastoquinone); chloroplast.
GAUAGCACUGGACAGGUUGAAAAUUAUUUCCUUAUCCCCACGGCCCUUCUUCGACACAUCAUCUUCCACUGCUCUUUCUCUCUCUCUCUCUCUCUCUCUCGAUCAACGAUUGGUAAAGCUGGAGUUGGGGAACUGACUGAAAGUGAUUCACAGAAGGUGUCCAUGGCGGUGUAUUCAACCACUGCAACUCCUUACAUUACCUGGAGAGAUCCUAAUGGAUUUCAGUAUUCGACACCGAAACUUGGCUUUCUCCUUCCACAUUCCGUUAGGUUUCCCGUGAAACAGCAACAACGAAACUAUAUGACGAUGAAGAGUUCAGGUGAUGGUUCACAAGAGACUGCGACGGAAACGGAAACGGAAACGGAAACGAAAACAGAAACGGAAUUGGAAUCGGAAUCGCAGAGUUCUGUUGAAGCGACUAAAUCUCCUCCUUCUAUCAUCUCCGCUUUGAAUGUCGAAAAGGCUCUUCGCGGCAUCGCAAUUACUGAGGUAGAUCACUACGGUAGACUUGGACUUCAAAGAGGAUGUCCCUAUAAGGAGGUAACAGUUGCAUAUAAGAACAAAUAUGAGGAACUCAUGAAUCAAGGACCGGAUGAAGAGGAUUUCACCAAGAAACUGGAUCUCUUAAAGGAAUCGUAUUCAAUUCUGUCCUCGGAACAGGAAAGGAGAUUAUAUGACUGGAGCUUGGCAAGGGCUGAGAAACCAGACAAAUAUCUCUGGCCUUUCGAGGUUGACAUAACAAAAUCAACAUCACCCGAGACUCCACCGCCGCAGGAACCAGAAGAUGUGGGUCCCACUAGAGUGGUGGGUUACUUCAUCUUGGGCUCGUUGGUAUUAUCCUACGCAUUAUCCAUUGCUCUUAAUCGAUGAGAAAUCUUUGUUUAAUGACUUAAACUGCUGGAAGCAUUUGUUUGUUAUCAUUAUAAACAUUACUUAACCUUAAGCUGAAUUAUUUUUUCAA